Molecule: messenger RNA, 1392 nt
Organism: Adineta steineri
Lineage: Eukaryota; Metazoa; Rotifera; Eurotatoria; Adinetida; Adinetidae
Source: the annotation of a GenBank genome assembly
AUGGAACAAAUAAAAUGUCAACGAACUAACAAUAUGAAUAAUCAUGAUAAUAAUAAAAAACAAAAGAUACAAGUUGAAACGAAUCGGUGUUCAUUAGAACAACUCGUCACAUGUUUUGAAGAUCUUCCUAAUGAAUUAAUCGAUGAAAUAUUUGAAUUAUUGGAUUUUCAUUAUGUUUAUAGUGCUUUUUAUUCACUUAAUACACGAUUUCAUAAUCUAAUAGUUAAAUCAACGCUCCCAAUUGAAGUUAAUCUUUCGUCUAUAUCAAAAUCGACAUUUCAACGAUUCAAUAAAGAUAUUAUUCUAUCGAAUAAACAUCGAAUUCAUUCACUUCAUUUAUCGAAUCCAUGUUUAUAUGAUGAUAUAUCUUCACCAACUCAUAUUAUAUCCGACUUCCUACAUCUUGAAACGCUUAGUCUUAAUAAUAUGGAAUCACAAUAUCUUGAACAUCUCCUUGCAACAUUAGUUUCUUUACCAUGUCUUUCUUCAUUAUCUAUCAUAUCGACAGGCUAUAUGCAAAAUAAGACCUCUAUAUAUUGUCAUGUAGUCCGCCUACUCGCAUUAAAAUAUUGCAGUUUAUCAUUGAAGGGACCAUAUUACAAUGAAUUAUUAUCGCCAACAAUCGAUGAAUACAGUCCUAUCGAGUACUUAAUCAUCAGUCAUAAUAUAUCCAUCGAUGAACUGCAUAAUUUAUUAUCAUAUGUUCCAAAACUUCGACGUUUAUGUGUUUCUCGUGUAGUCGGCACUUCGCGGAAAUAUAUAAAAACAUCUCCAUUUGUAUUACCUUAUUUGACACACGUUUCACUUGAUCUUGGCUUCAUAAGGUUCAAUGUAUUUGAAGAAAUGAUCAUAGAUAUUUUUCAUUUGGUACAAGUUUUACAUAUUUACAUAUAUUUUAAUUCCGAUCAAACGUAUAUCAAUGCGAAUAGAUGGGAAAAAUUGAUAUUAUCUCGUAUGCCAAAUUUACGUAUAUUUGAUAUUCGAUAUGCAAAUUGGCCGAAAGAUCUUACUACCGACAAUCAUAAUUCUAAUCAAGUGAUAUCGAAUAAUCUAACUGAUAAGUUCCAAUCUUCAUUUUGGAUCGAACGCCAAUGGUCGUUUAUACAACAAUUUAUUCAGGAACGAGAUAGAAAUUACACAAUCUUCUAUUCGACAGAUCCAUAUAGGAAAAAAUAUUUAACAUUAUGUAAUCAACUUCAUCAAUCAACUUGUCUAAAUUCUAAGGAAACUCAUCUGCGAUCUGUCCAUCAUCUUCAAGUUGAUAGUGAAAAACAACUAAUCAAUUGCAAAUAUUAUUUUCCAAAUGUUACUAUACUUACUUUUAAAGAAGGGUUUUCAAUUACUCAUAAUUCAAUUGUAUUCAUGCUUAAUCAUGUUAUUCCUUUAAAACAA